GCAGCCCACCCACCCACACGAUACCCACCACGCCACGCCGCGCCGGCCGCGCCCCGCGAGUGACCAGGGUUUCCUUCUAGUUAUCGAAGUGGCCGGCCUGGUGCGGCCCCCGUCUGGCCUCAGAAAGCCGCCGGCUCUUCGAGAGCGUAGAGCACACCCAGCAGCGACUCCGUCUUACAGAAUGAGGGCGGUGACGAUGUGCUUGGCGCUGGGAGCGCUGGCCGUGGCGCUGGCCGCGCCGCAGCAGCAGGACCAGCCCGCCAAGACGUACACCGAGGAGGACGCCAAGCAGUACCUGAACAAACUCAACGCCGAGCUGCUGCAGCACUCCAACAUGGCCGCCAUCGCCGAGUGGGCCUACGCGUCGAACAUCACCGACGAAACGCUACAGAACAAGCUGAAGGUGGCCGCCGACACGGCGCGCUUCCAGAAGGAGGCGUGGAAGGAGACCGUCAAGUACCCCUGGACGACAUACAAGGACCCCAACGUGCGCCGUCAGUUCAAGAAGCUGUCCGUGCUGGGAGCCGCCGCGCUGCCUGAGGACAAGUACGAGAAACUGGACAAGAUCGUAAGCGACAUGCAGAACGUAUACAGCACAGCCAAGAUCUGCGACUUCAAGAACCGGGAGAAAUGCGACCUGAACCUGGAGCCAGGUGAGACCACAUCAUUUAGCUCCUCCUCGUUCCGCCCCCUCUGUUAUUCUCCCCUUCUCCUUCUC
Molecule: messenger RNA, 718 nt
Organism: Frankliniella occidentalis (western flower thrips)
Lineage: Eukaryota; Metazoa; Arthropoda; Insecta; Thysanoptera; Thripidae
Product: angiotensin-converting enzyme-like
Exons: 3
Biological process (GO): proteolysis
Cellular component (GO): plasma membrane
Molecular function (GO): metallopeptidase activity; peptidyl-dipeptidase activity
Source: RefSeq, a predicted model, not a curated record